AUGAAUACACCAGAUUUCUCUCUUACCUGCAGUCGAGCAGCUCCUUCAGCUGAGUUCUCAGUGGACCGAACACGUCACCUAAUGUCCUUUCUGACCAUGCUGGGUCCCAGUCCUGACUGGAACGUGGGUCUGUCAUCAGAGGACCUCUGCACCAGAGAGUGUGGCUGGGUCCAGAAGGUGGUUCAGGACCUCAUUCCAUGGGAUGCGGGUACAGACAGUGGGGUCACUUACGAGUCUCCCAACAAGCCUGCAACACCUCAGGAGAAAAUUCGUCCCCUCACAAGUUUAGACCAUCCACAGAGCCCUUUCUACGACCCAGAGGGUGGCGCAAUCACUCCUGUGGCUAGAGUUGUGGUAGAAAGAAUUGCUCGCAAGGGUGAGCAGUGCAACAUUGUGCCGGAUAAUGUGGACGACAUUGUGGCUGACAUUGCCCAGGAGGAAAAAGAAGAAGAUGACACUCCAGAGACAUGUAUCUACUCCAACUGGUCUCCGUGGUCCGCGUGCAGCUCCUCGACAUGUGAGAAGGGGAAAAGGAUGAGGCAGAGGAUGCUGAAGGCACAGCUGGAUCUCAGUGUGCCCUGUCCGCAUACUCAAGACUUUGAGCCGUGCAUGGGGCCCGGCUGCAGUGAUGAGGAUGCUUCCACGUGCAUGAUGUCGGAAUGGAUCACAUGGUCACCAUGCAGUAUGUCUUGUGGAGCAGGUGUGCGUUCUAGGGAGCGCUAUGUAAAACAGUUUCCAGAUGAUGGCUUUGCUUGCACUCAUCCCACUGAAGAGACAGAGCCAUGCACUGUCAAUGAGGACUGCUCUCCAAGCAGUUGCUUGGUUACUGAAUGGGGUGAAUGGGAUGCAUGCAGCGCCACCUGUGGGCUUGGCAUGAAAAGACGGGAGCGGAUGGUGAAAAUGCCCCCAUCUGAUGGCUCCAUUUGUGGGGCUGAGGUGGUGGAAGUGGAGAAGUGUAUGAUGCCAGAAUGCCAUACAAUCCCAUGUUUACUGUCCCCCUGGUCGGACUGGAGCGAUUGCAGUGUGACGUGUGGUAAAGGCACACGGAUGCGUCAGCGUAUGCUCAAAUCACCUGCAGAGUUGGGAGAAUGCAAUGAGGAGCUGGAACAGAUGGAGAAAUGCAUGCUGCCAGAGUGUCCGAUGGAUUGUGUGAUGACAGAGUGGUCCGAGUGGUCAGAGUGCAGUAAAUCCUGUGGGAAGGGUCACUUGAUCCGCACACGCAUGAUCACUCUGGAUGCUCAGUUUGGUGGGGAUCCGUGCCCCGAGACCACACAGAGAAAAACAUGCAAGAUCAAGAAGUGUAAUCAAGGAGGCAUAAACAGUGAAGAGAGGAAGAGGCGCAAGGAAGACCGUAAGAAGAGGAGGAACAAACAGGGAAGGGAGGAGAGUGCCGAUGACCUCGCAGGAUGCAAAAUGAAGCCGUGGUCUGCAUGGACUGACUGUACCAAGCUGUGUGGUGGGGGAAUCCAGGAGCGUUUAAUGACUGCCAAGAAGAGAUACAAGAAUGCACAACUAACUAGCUGUAAAGACCGAAAGGAGAUACGGGCCUGCAAUGUCCAUCCCUGCUAGGGCAGUAUUUGAGUGGGCUUGCGUGAUGGGACCCAAACUAGAUUAUGAACAGACUGUCACACACUGUCUUGCAGUUAUUUAAUGCACUCUGUUUGGGAUUGGAAAACUGCAAAAGGUAGUCUGUAAUUUUUACUUUUAUUUUCUAGAAUUUAUAGUGACCCAGGCAUUAUCUAGCCUGUAAAGGAAUAGGAAACCAAGAGGGAAGGUGCUCAGAGUUGCAAUGUACUGUACAAAUUUGGAUGUAUUAAUAUGCAUUAGUAUUUGAGAGUAACAGUCCUCUAUCGAACUUUGAAGAGGGAGUUCUUUUGAAUAUUGAUUUUUUCCAUGGAGUAUCAAAGAUUAAUGUGUUCUGACAUGAAAUUCAAAACAAAUUUCUCCUUUUAUACUCUGUGAUCCAAACACUCACACAUAAAAAAGAAACACUGACAGCUACCCAUGUUCACUUUUACCCUAUAAUCAAAAUGAUCAGAGGAGCUACAUUUAGAUGCAUGCAAACCAUUCAUUCAGGAUAUCUGAAAUGUUGUGGCCAUAAAUAUCUAGUUUUUUUUUUUUUUUUUUUAUUAUUGCUUUGUAGCCUGUGAAUGCUAAUUUUAGACAAAAAAAUUCAGAUGGCACUUAGAGGCUUUUGCAUAUGAACUAGGUAUUAGUAUGUAACAUUUUAGGUACAACAAAAUAUACAAAAACUGAACAAAAUCCUACAUUUGUGCAUUUUAAUAGACACUGCAAUGUACAAUAUGGGCAUAUUAACAACAUCUAAACUGUAAACACGGUAACAUAUUUACACAUACAGAAGUGUGACAUAAUUUCAAAUAUUUUAUCAUAACUAUAUUUGUAUAGUUAAAUUUUUACCAUUUCAUUUAUGUUUUAGAUUCCUUGACCUACCACAAACCUAAUCGUAUGUAUGAAACAUAAAAAAGGCAGCACCAAAGCAGCCCACAUGUCUAAUGUGUUUCUCUGUUUCUUGCUGAAAAUCACAUUCCAAUAUAUUUAAGGCACACAUAUUUUGUUCAAAUGCAUAUAUUUUAAGGUUUAAAGUUUUUUUUUUUUUUUUUUUUUUUUUUUUACUUUAUUUAAUGCGAUUUAAAACAUAAUCUGAUCAUAAAUACAAAAUCUAACAAUUAAUUACAUACAUUCAAUAGUCCUAAUUAAGUAUUUAUAGACAUGCUUUUAUACAAAGUUUUUCAUAUGUAAAUAUUUUGAUUUAGAUGCUAUUAAUACAUCAGUAUUGUACAUUUUAUUUUAUGUGCAAAUGGUAGAUCCACACUUUGCAGUAAUUUAAGUAAAAAUACUCACGAGAUGAUGUUAACAUACUGCACAAUUUAUUACAAAAUUGUUUACUUGCAUCUAAAGAGGGCUAUUCUGCUUUGACAUCCUCAGUAAAUUUAGCUUUUUAUUUUAUUUAGCGUUUCAAUAUAAAGUGGUCCAAAAAGUGUUUUGACACCCAGAGUCAUACUUGAAAUGAAUGAUUUUUCAUUGCACUGGAAAAUACAAUUUCAAACCAAAUGGCAUCUGAAAACGAAUGUCAGAGAAAUACAAGUACUCACAAGUAGCAGAGCAAACUUUUUUUUUUUUUUCAAUUUUAAUCCUGAAAAAAAAAAAAAUUGCUUUUACAAAGGUUUGUUUAUGUGUGUGUGUGUGUGUGUGUGUGUGUGUAACAGUAACAACCAUACAUUUAAAGUAUGCUUACACAGUCUUGAUGUUUUGGGGGAAUAUCACAACGCUAAAUAUUACUUACAAAUAGAGAGGAGAAAAAUAUUAACAUGAGUUGUCGGAAACAGAUCUUUGGAUUUCAAAGCAAACUUCCUUUCAGCAUAACCUUUAUGCAUUACAAGAGAAGGGAAGCUCAUUCAAUAUUCCAGUCAGUAUGAUGUACAGGUAAUAUAUGCAGUUAGGUCAAAAUAAAUAAAUAAAUAAAAAACCUUCCAAGACCUAGUCAUCUAUACUUCUAUACUUUGCCCGUAUAUUUGGCCUUUUAUAAAUCAGGCCCUAGCUGGUAUAUCGUUUGAUUUUUAAUAUGUUCUUUGCCCAGAAGUAUUGCCAUGUUUGCAAACCAGCUUUUACAUGAUAACUGUAAAAUAGUUUUGGGGAAAAUAUAAUAUUCUUGAGUAAAGAUUAUGGCCAUAAGCCAGUUAAAAUAAUUGAUGGAUCUGUUGUCUUCUGUGAUGAUUUCUGGUGCAAUUUUAGACUAAAAGCACAUAUAAUCAGCCAUUCCAGGAUUUUGUAUGUCUCGUGUGAAAUGAAUGCUGUCUAUGGUCCAAUGAUCUGUUAUGAUUUUGUUCCUCGCUGUAAGACAUGUAGACAGCGUUUAACUGAAAUGUGUUAAUUUGUUGGAUUUUGAUUUACUUUGGUUUUAUCAACCCUUUCUGAUAAUGGUCUUUUUUAUAAGAAAUUAUUCUUACCAAAGUCUUGCAUAGAUGUUUUGUAGUUGUCUCUCUUCCUUGUUGCUCCUCUGAUUCAUGAUCUAUGAUUCAUACUUUUUAAAUAUUUAACCUUUACAA
Molecule: messenger RNA, 4067 nt
Organism: Carassius gibelio (silver crucian carp)
Lineage: Eukaryota; Metazoa; Chordata; Actinopteri; Cypriniformes; Cyprinidae
Product: spondin-1-like
Exons: 9
Coding region: 1-1569 (522 amino acids)
Biological process (GO): cell adhesion
Cellular component (GO): extracellular matrix
Source: RefSeq, a predicted model, not a curated record